Messenger RNA from Sphaerodactylus townsendi, 2681 nucleotides. It is a transcript of the gene WBP11, whose product is annotated as WW domain binding protein 11. Bases 169 to 2094 code for a protein of 641 amino acids. NCBI's taxonomy places the organism in Eukaryota, Metazoa, Chordata, Lepidosauria, Squamata, Sphaerodactylidae. Gene Ontology annotation, cellular component: spliceosomal complex. The record is from RefSeq and is a predicted model, not a curated record. Gene Ontology annotation, biological process: mRNA cis splicing, via spliceosome. The transcript is spliced from 12 exons.
CGAGGUCGCGCGGCUUUUCAAGAUGGCGGCGGUGGCGGGAGCUCACUGGGAGAAGCGGCUUCUGUAGGGCCUUCUAGUUUGGCUGGUGCUCUCGCUCUAAUCUCAGCGUCAGCAGCACGGGUCUUCUAAUGUUAAUCAGCGGACCUGAGAAAGAAGUAAACAGUCAAAAUGGGACGGAGGUCAACGUCUUCCACCAAGAGUGGGAAGUUCAUGAAUCCCACCGAUCAAGCUCGCAAGGAGGCCCGGAAAAGGGAGCUGAAGAAGAACAAGAAGCAACGUAUGAUGGUGCGAGCAGCUGUGCUAAAAAUGAAGGAUCCCAAGCAAAUCAUUCGGGACAUGGAAAAACUUGAUGAAAUGGAAUUUAACCCAGUACAACAACCCCAACUAAAUGAGAAGGUACUGAAGGACAAGCGUAAGAAACUGCGUGAAACUUUUGAGCGUAUUCUGCGGCUAUACGAGAAGGAGAAUCCAGACAUCUACAAGGAGUUGCGUAAACUAGAAGUGGAAUAUGAGCAGAAGAGAUCUCAGCUCAGUCAGUACUUUGAUGCUGUCAAGAAUGCCCAGCAUGUUGAAGUGGAGAGUAUCCCCCUGCCAGAUAUGCCUCAUGCUCCCUCCAACAUUCUCAUCCAAGACAUCCCUUUGCCUGGAGCACAGCCACCCUCUAUUCUCAAGAAAACAUCAGCCUAUGGACCUCCCGUCCGGCCUGUUUCUGUACUUCCACCUCCUGGGCAUGGUGUUCCUCGGUUACCUCCUGGCAGGAAGCCACCUGGACCUCCACCAGGGCCCCCGCCACUUCAAGUCUUGCAGAUGUAUGGGCGUAAAGUAGGAUUCUCGCUAGAGCUGGCCCCUCGUAGGAGAGAGGAGGAGGUGUCUUACAGUCCAGAGACAGGUCCUCGAGGACAUGAUGAUGAGGCUUCCAGCACCAGUGAAGAUGAGGGCUAUCCUGAGGACAUGGAUCAGGACAAGCAUGACGACUCUACUGAUGACAGUGAAAGUGACAGGACUGACGUGGACAGUGAAGGGGAGGAGUUAAUGCAUCUCGAUGACAAUUCUGAGAGGGAAGGUGGGGAAGACAAGAAAUCAGGUCAUAGUGUACGGUUUGCUGACAUGCCUGGAAAAUCACGGAAAAAGAAAAAGAACAUGAAGGAGCUCACUCCACUUCAGGCCAUGAUGUUACGAAUGGCUGGUCAAGAAAUUCCUGAGGGUGGCAAAGAGAUCGAAGAAUAUUCUGAAGAUGACGACGAUGAUGAUGAAGAUUCAGAUGCUGAAGAGACACCCCAGCAGCCAAGUACAGAAGAAUCCCACACGGAGACUGCACCAUCGGUGCCCUCCCAAGCCACCCAGCAACAGCAGCAGCCACCCCCUCAGCCUGUUCCUCCAGUUCAAAUGCAGGCACCUCCCAUGCCAGGGCCACCUCCUCUUGGACCACCUCCAGCACCACCCUUGAGGCCUCCGGGGCCACCAACUGGCCUUCCUCCUGGGCCUCCUCCAGGGGCUCCUCCAUUCCUCAGGCCACCAGGAUUGCCUGGAUUGCGCGGACCAUUACCACGACUUUUGCCACCAGGACCACCCCCUGGCCGGCCUCCUGGCCCUCCACCUGGUCCACCUCCAGGUCUGCCUCCUGGCCCUCCUCCAAGGGGACCCCCACCUCGUUUACCACCUCCAGCUCCACCAGGUAUCCCACCUCCUCGUCCAGGCAUGUUGCGUCCGCCUCUGGUUCCUCCACCUGGAAUAUUUCCACCAGCUCCGAUUCCAAAUCCUGGAGUACUAAGUGCUCCUCCCAGCUUGAUCCAGCGCCCCAAGGCAGACGAUACCAGUGCAGCCACCAUUGAGAAGAAAGCCACAGCAACUAUUAGUGCCAAGCCACAAAUUACAAACCCCAAGGCCGAGAUCACUCGCUUUGUACCCACGGCCCUGCGAGUCCGCCGAGAGAACAAGGGGACUUCUGCUUCCACUCAGAGGAAACCUGAUGACGAACCUUCUGUUCAGAUAACCAAAGCAACCCCUAAAGCUGGCUCUUCUGCCCCUGUCUCAGUGCAGACCAAGGAUGAUGUGUAUGAAGCUUUCAUGAAGGAAAUGGAGGGGCUACUGUGACAAUCCUUUUCCUGUUUAACCUUUGUAUCUGCUGUACUGAGAUCAGACUACUCUGUUUGGAGAGGUGGUUCCUAAGUUAUAGUAGCAUUCAGCAGAACUGCUGUUCCUUUUGUAACAAAGAAUAGUCCCUCCAUCCCAGUUGUGUUUCAGGUUGGGGUCCAGAUACUGGAAGAAGAGUAUAAUCACCCUCUGCUCCCUAAUUAAAGGCUAAAUUUGGGAGUGCAGUCUCCUACAUUGUGGUCUUUCAUUUUGAGACAUGUCAGCGAUUCCAUGGAAAAUUUCUUGUCUCUUGAAUGGUUGAAGGGAAGAAUAAAUUUGAGGAACCACAACAUAUUGGUGAAGUAUCUCCUACACAUAUCCCUGAUCAUCAGGAUUGUAUGUUCAGUUUUGUUGACUCUCUGUAAAUAUUUUUGUAAUGCAGUUUUAGUUGAGUGAAAUAAAUUGGAUAUAUGCUGUCUUAGAGAUGGGCAGGCUACAUGGUAUGCAGGCAUCUUGCACCCUGUAUGUUCUACAGUCACCAUGGUGGCUUUGUGCUGAUGAGGAAUAUUGCUGUCUCAUGAAAGAGAAUAAAUAUUUGAUGUACUACA